Molecule: messenger RNA, 1975 nt
Organism: Paramuricea clavata
Lineage: Eukaryota; Metazoa; Cnidaria; Anthozoa; Malacalcyonacea; Plexauridae
Source: the annotation of a GenBank genome assembly
AUGUCUAAAACGGAGAAAGAAUUGGAAAUGUUUACACGAGAAGAGGCCGUGGAAUUUCUUCAGAAUUCGUGGAAGAUCAAAAACGUGGUCGAAAGAAUGAAAACUGAUCGAAAAAACCUUGCAGAUGAAAUAGUCACUCAUAUCCUUGAAAAAGUUCCUUUUCAGAGCAUCUCAUUGGUAGCAGCUAAGCCAGAAGAUCGCAACCGACCUUCUUUUGAAGAUAUUAAAGCAAUGUGUACAGCAGGUGCAAACAUUUGUAAUUCCUCAUGCGGAAUUUUACAUUCUUACUUUCUUCCUGUCUUCAACAGGCAUGCAAUGACAAUCACAUUCACAUUGUGUAUAUAUCAGUGUGUAAGGAAGCGGUCAUUAUCCAUGGAAGGGAGUUUCUUGGUAAAAAUGUUGAUGACCCAACAGUUAAAAAGUCAAACUUUUUUACCCAACCUCAAAUAUCAAUCAAUAACAAAUACCCACCCCUGACCAAAAUCGUUACAAAAAGAUACCUGUAACAUGAGUUUGAUUGUAUGUGCAAUUUUCUGUAGUGUCUAAAGUUUCAUGUUGUCUGCACAUGUAUUUUCUUUGGAGACAUUCCUCCUGACAACAGUGGCGGAGGUAGAGGGGGCCCUUACGCAUAUUUGGUGUGGGGGCCCCUGUUACCUGUUGUCAUUGUUUGACUGAGAUAUUAUAUUUAUAUUGAAUACUUAUGGAUGUUCUGUAAAAUUCCCUGUCUAUAAAAAUAACAGCCUCCAACACAUGUAACAACUAAUAAGAAUAACUUUUGUUUUAUUUGAGAUGGAAUAAAAAAAUCAGCUACCGUUGUCGAUGAAGGCUUUAUUAUUUAACAUUUUAUUUAGCUUAUUAAUUUUGCAUUUUCCCCGCAUUGAUUCUUAGCCGAUAGGCCGUGGCUGACCAGGGGCCCUUAGUUUUUGAACUAACCCUACCGAUUGAGCGUUACGCCACUGCCUGACAAAUCGAAAAAUGAUCAAGAUAGUGACUCUGAUUGAUUGAUUGAUUGAUUUACAUAUUGUAUUGACGUGACAUAUGACUGUCGACAUUGCUUUUUACUCUAUGCUUUGGAAAUGACAUUGAAUGUUUAUUACCUAACCCUCGAGUAGUUUUGUUUUUCAUUUACCCAACCUUUUACUCACUCAAAAUUUUAUUUUCCCAACCCUUUUCUCGCGGUGACACCCUCCGCCAUAAAUAAUAAUCGUUAUCAAUCCACUUGUUCUUGCGAAUAAAACUGUUGUGUUUUUUAGGAGUUGGUGGGCUGUGUUACGAGAUGAACAUCUUCACAUGGGGUUUGUUAAGAGGUGUGGGGUUCGAUGCACGCAUGGCUGGCUCUACUGUGACUUCAGCCGUUACUUCCCCGAACAAUCACACAAUCGUACUGAUCAGCGGCGUAGAGCAAGAUGGCGACGUGUACUUGGCAGAUUGUGGUACAGGCUUCCCCAUAUUUCGCACAGUUUCGUUAGAUUUCACCGAAGAGUCCCCAAUUUUCAAAGAUGGCUUUUUGGAGUACAAAUAUGUCCGGCACGAGGGGAAAAUACUAAGAAUGCACGGCAAAGGGGAUAUGGUGAAGCGAAAUAACCCACCAGUAGAAGGCCUUGAUUUCUUUAUCGGUCGCUGGAGGCGGUUUUAUUCAUUCGUCCCAAAAAUAAAGCCCUCAGAGCUCCUCAGCAAAGAACACUUCAAAUCGAGCAUUUAUCUUACGCCCUUCACGUCAUCGCCCCGCGCGCUUUGGUUUCCAGGGAAACGUGCUGUUGUCAUCGCGAACAACAAGCUGAUAAUCGAGAAAGAAACUGGAGAAAUGGUGACGACCGUCUUGAAAUCUGAUGAAGAAAUUCUGAAAGCUUAUCAAGAUCAUUUUCCACAACUGAAACAGGAUACAAUACGGCUUGCUUUGGCAGAAUGGCAUAGUGCGUCCAAGUCUUAAGAACUCAUUGUAUCAUUAUAUUUGGCCAACUAGUUAUUAUAAAAU